UCAUCGUCAACAUUGUGUUACCGUCUCUGAAUGACGGCAGCAAAUGAGUCCUUCCACAGCGCCCUUUUCACCGAAAAAGCACCUGCCAAAAAGUGCCAAGACCCACCAUCCGAUGUCUGUGCGCUCCAGUGGGUCAUCAAAACCCCAGCAGCUGCAACCCGCCAAACUUGGACCUGGCAACCGUCUGAACCCUGCCCGUCGCCAUCAACAAAGCGACAACCCACAAAACGACAACCCGGAUGAUCUGGAAGCAGCCUGGCAUCUACACUACAUAACGCACUACAUAACGCACCCGCAGUCUUUGAGCAUGGGCAGCUCCGGCUUAGAACAGAACUUAAAGGCACUCUAGCCAAAUAUGUCGCUCGUACCAUACCAUCCGCGCGAAGGUCGUGAGAUCGUGCUCCGACAUCAUAACGCCAUCGUCGUCCGCGAUCCGUCGUCGCAGCGUCUCGAGAUCAGGGGUCUUCAACUGCACGAAUGUCCAACCUGCCAUCAACCCCUCCGCCCGAAAUCCCCAGACCGACACUAUGAGAAUACCCAUCAUGGCGACAGCUACGUCGACCCCAACUAUUUCCGCAUGCUGCGCGCCGGCCACAGCACAGGCAAUGCGUCCUCCUCACAGUCACCGCCUAGUCCGAUCCGUCGACUGGUCGAGCCACUCCCCGCCGUAGUACACGACGAACAUGAAGCCGACGUCGAGUUCGUGAGCAGCUCGCCCGCCCCUCAAAGUGGCGGCCGCAUAAAACGAGAAGCCUUUAGCCCACAUUACUUCAACACCUUCUUUAUUGAAGAGAGGGAGCUUGGUAGGGGAGGCAAGGGCGUCGUGCUGUUGGUUCGGCACGAAAUAGACGGCUGCAACCUCGGCCACUUCGCCUGUAAGCGCGUCCCGGUCGGGGAUGACCACGCUUGGUUGGAAAAGGUCCUCGUCGAGGUUGAGCUGCUGGCCAACCUAGCCCAUCCCAAUUUGGUGUCAUAUCGCCACGUCUGGCUUGAAGACGUCCGGCUCACUCGUUUCGGCCCCAGCGUGGCAUGCGCUUUUAUCCUCCAGCAGUACUGUAACGGAGGCGAUUUACUGCAGUACAUUAUUGGCGAUAGGCCGAAGGAGGCAACCAAGGAGGAGCUCAAGGCCCAAAUGCGACGCAGAUCCAAAGGGCAGGCCGAGCGUCCCAAGGUCCAGAAGCGGCUGGCUCCGGAAGAGAUCUACUCGCUCUUCAAGGAUAUCACCGCAGGCCUGUCGUAUCUUCACGCAGCCAACUACAUCCAUCGAGACCUGAAGCCCAGCAACUGCCUCCUGCACCAGGAUGGCAGCCAGCUCAAGUGCUUGAUCAGCGAUUUCGGCGAAGUACAGCCAGAGAACGCCGUUCGGAAAUCGACGGGGUCCACAGGCACCAUCUCCUACUGCGCACCGGAAGUGCUGAAAAGGGACGCUAGCGGCAGAUACGGCAAUUUCACCACGAAGUCAGACGUUUUUUCCUUGGGCAUGAUCUUGUACUUCAUGUGUUUUGGGCGGCUUCCGUACGUCAACGCCAACAGCGUCCAAGAGGAGUUGGAGGACGUCGACCAGCUGCGCGCCGAGAUUUCCCAUUGGAAAGGGUUUCAGGAGGAGAGGAAAGCUCGGCCGGACUUGCCGUCGAAGCUCUACCAUCUGCUUACGAGGCUUCUCGCCGUCAACCCCGCGGACCGGCCGGCUGCCAGCGAAAUCAUGGGCGCCAUGGGAGGAGAGUAUAGCUUCGACAGUAUGAUGAGGGGUUCUAGAAACACCAGCCCACUGCUCGGCCUAAGCGGGCAAAGAGUCCAAAACCUGGACUCUCCCAUGCCGCCCAGUACCCCUGUUCCAGACCCCACCAAACACGCCCGCGUCAACAGCACCACCGACGAAGACCUCCCAAGCCCCUUCAGCCGCGCCGCGCCCGACGCCUCCACCACCCAACCGUCCACCAGCAGCCUCCUCGCACGACGACUCACCCCGCCCUCCACCACCGGCUCCCGCCACCCCGCCUCCCACACCCUGACCCUCUCUCGCAACAAUAACAACAGCAACACCAACCUCAGCAGCCACAACAGCCACAACAACAACAACCACAGCAACCACAACAACCACAACCCUAGCCGCCCCCACAGCCCUCGGCGGCGCACCCCAUCCCGCUCACCCCAGCGCACCCCCAACCUCCCCGCCACCUCGACCAUCAGCCCCGCCACCAUCACCACCCCGCUGCUCAUGGCCCCGCCCAUGACCCGCACCACGCGUGUCCGGCUGAACGCCGUCCUGGCCGUGUACCGCGCCGCCCGCUGGGUGCAGGCGCAUGCGAUGCUGUUGAGGUUGGUGAUUUUUGGGUUGAAGGUGUUGUCGCUGUCGUGGGUGUGCUGGCCUUAUAGCGCGCAGUGGGCUGUUAUGGGGGCGGUGGUGGUUUUGGGGGCGGGGGAUUUACAUAUGGGUGGGGGGGAGGUGGGGAGUGGUGGUGGUGGUGGGGGAGUGGGAGGGGAGCGGGAGGGGGUGAGGUCGAGGGCUGGGUCGGGGGGUGUGAAUGGGAUGGUGUCGGGAUCGGGGUUGGGGUUGCUUGGGCCGGAUGGUGGUGGUGGUGGAGAAGAGGGGGAGAUGGAACAUGAGGAGGGGAGAUGUGGAUGGCCGGGCGGGUGGUGGAGGAGUUUGGUGUUGUUGGUGGUGCAUUGUGUUGUGGUGGGGGCGGCGUCGAGGGCGGGGGUGAUGUGUGCUGGGGGGUGGGCUGGGAGGGGGUGGGAGGCGUGGUGA
Messenger RNA from Chaetomium fimeti, 2749 nucleotides. RefSeq names its product kinase-like domain-containing protein. Gene Ontology annotation, molecular function: eukaryotic translation initiation factor 2alpha kinase activity; ATP binding. Lineage: Eukaryota; Fungi; Ascomycota; Sordariomycetes; Sordariales; Chaetomiaceae. The record is from RefSeq and is a predicted model, not a curated record. The coding region runs from base 356 to 2749 and encodes 797 amino acids. The transcript has 3 exons. Gene Ontology annotation, cellular component: nucleus; cytoplasm; cytosol. Gene Ontology annotation, biological process: protein phosphorylation.